UUUUUCUCAUUAAUAUUAUUAUUAUUAUUAUUAUUAUUAUUGUUAUUAUUAUUAUUGUUGUUGUCUCUUUCCACGCAGCAGCAGAGUUCAUGUCACGGGUCAGCUGAUCACCUGCGCCACUUUUGCACUUUCCACGCACAGAAACGACACUUUGUGACUUUUCUUUUUUUUAAAAAAACUGUGCAGACUGAGUUCAUUCAUUGUGAGAAAACACACACACGCACACACACACACAGACACACACACACACACACACACACACACACACACAGACGCCUCUUGUCAAAAAAGAAAAUCCACGGCGUGUUUGGAGGAGAGUCCACGCGCACAGAGGAUCGUGGUGUUUGGACACGUUUCAGUUUGUUGGAGGAUCCCUCAGCUGCAGAUCCUUCAUCAUCCUCUUCAUCAUGCUGUUCGACAGCUUUGACCUGGUCUCGGCGCUGGCCACGCUGGCCGCGUGCCUCGUGUCCGUGGCUCUGCUGCUGGCCGUGUCUCAGCAGCUGUGGCAGCUCAGGUGGACCGCGACCCGCGACAAGAACUGCAAGCUGCCCAUGCCAAAGGGAUCCAUGGGCUUCCCGUUCAUCGGAGAGACCUGCCACUGGCUCCUGCAGGGCUCGGGCUUCCACGCGUCGCGGAGACAGAAAUACGGCAACGUGUUCAAGACUCACCUCCUGGGUCGUCCCCUGAUCCGGGUGACGGGCGCCGAGAACAUCCGCAAGGUGCUGAUGGGCGAGCACACGCUGGUGACGACGGACUGGCCGCAGAGCACGUCGACGCUGCUCGGUCCAAACUCGCUGGCCAACAGCAUCGGAGACAUUCACCGCAAGAGGAGGAAGGUGUUUGCUAAAGUCUUCAGUCACGAGGCCCUGGAGUCGUACCUCCCCAAAAUCCAGCAGGUGAUCCAGGAGAGUCUGCGAGUGUGGAGCUCCAACCCCGAGCCCAUCAACGUCUACAGAGAGAGUCAGAGGCUGUCGUUCACGAUGGCCGUCAGAGUUCUGUUGGGCUUCAGAGUUUCUGAGGAGGAGAUGAGGAAUCUCUUCGACACCUUCCAGGACUUUGUGGACAAUCUGUUCAGUUUGCCCAUCGACCUGCCGUUCAGCGGCUACAGGAGGGGAAUCCGAGCUCGUGACGCGCUGCAGAAAAGCAUCGAGAAAGCGAUCCGAGAGAAACCUCUGUGUCCCCAGGGGAAGGAUUACAGAGACGCACUCGAUGUCCUGAUGGAGAGCGCCAAAGAGAACGGCACCGAGCUGACCAUGCAGGAGCUGAAGGAGUCCACCAUCGAGCUGAUCUUUGCCGCCUUCGCCACCACGGCCAGCGCCAGCACCUCCCUCAUCACGCAGCUGCUCCGUCACCCCGCCGUCCUGGAGCGGCUGAGGGAGGAGCUGAGAGCGCGCGGCCUCCUGUACAACGGCUGCCUGAGUCCCGAGGCCGACCUGCAGCUGGACACCAUCGUCAGCCUCAAGUACCUGGACUGUGUCAUCAAAGAGGUCCUGAGGCUGUACACGCCCGUGUCGGGCGCCUAUCGCACCGCCAUGCAGACCUUUGAGCUCGACGGAGUCCAGAUCCCAAAAGGCUGGAGUGUGAUGUACAGCAUCCGGGACACGCAUGACACGUCCACGGUCUUCAAGGACGUGGACACCUUCGAUCCCGACCGCUUCAGCCAGGAGCGAGGAGAAGACAAAGAGGGACGCUUCCACUACCUGCCGUUUGGCGGCGGCGUCCGUUCCUGUCUGGGAAAGCAGCUUGCCAAGCUCUUCCUGCGCACCCUCGCCAUCGAGCUGGCGUGCACCAGCCGCUUCGAGCUCGCAACACGGAACUUCCCGCGCGUCAUCACCGUCCCCGUGGUCCACCCUGUCGAUGCGCUGAAGGUCAAGUUCUACGGCCUGGACUCCAACCAGAACGAGAUCAUGGCCAAGUCAGAGGAGCUGCUGGGAGCCACGGUCUGAGGGGCGGAGCUUCCACGAGUGUGGGGCGGGGCUUUGAUCAGUCAGGGGCGAGGGAGGGAGGGAGGAGGGGUGAGUGUUUAAAGGAGGAGUUAUCUUUUCUUCUUGGGUUGGAGAAGUCUCGAUGAUUGCAACUUUCCUCGGCUAAAAGGAAGACGCUGCCAAAAAAACCAAAACGGAAACUGAUCGUAGCGAUGCUCUAUUCUGUGUUGGUUUUUUUAAUUUACAAACAAAAUUUAUGUAAAAAGAAGCUAUAAUAUAAUUCGAAUGAGAAAGAAGGCUGUUGACGGAUGGAGAGAUGGAUGAAACAGGGUAUCAGAUGAAAGAAAAUGAUGUUCGGAGCAUUUUUCGCAUGUGCUUAAUCAAAAUCAAAUUAAAUGAGUUGUGUCGCAGGGUAAGAGAAAGGAAAUUGUAGUUUUAGUCAGAAUUGGUCAAUUUGUGUUCGAUUUAUUUGAAAAAAGAUUUGAAAGAAUGAAACAUUUUUUUUAGAUUUUCACCAAAAUGUCUAUUUUAUGAAAACGUAGGCAGUGAAAGGAAAUUCGGUGCCUGGAGACGUAAGCACAACAUUGAACGUAAAGGACCAAUUUCUGCUGUUUUUCCAUGACAAUUUCCAUUCCUAGAAACAUCAAGAGUUCCAGCAGAACUGUCCAAAAAUCGUACCUUUUUUAAAGAAAAAAUAAAGUAAUUAUGAGAAACUAAAAGACCGUCUUUAAAAAUAUACCUUAAAAGGAGAUUUUCUUGCGCUCCACAUUGACUGAAAGCGACAUUCAUUCUGUUUAGUUGGUGUGAACUCAGGUGUUGAUUAAAAAUAGUGAUGAAUAACAAAACAGAGACUUUCAAACGCUCAACGAAUGCACAUAAAAAAUGACUAUCGCAAAACUCACUCAUUUCAGAAUUUGAGCAAAAUUUGGAGCAGAACUGAACAAGUGAUAUUGAAACAAAAUUUGAGAAAAGUUUGAACAAAAUUCGAGCAUUUUUUUUAGCAGAAUUGGAGUGAAAAUGUCUUGCUUGAUGCUCUGCCCUAUCACGCCUAAGAAUUUUUCCCUUGUGCAACAACUCUGUCUACGUCUAGGAGACGAUGACAAAGUAAAUCAGUUUGUGAGAAUUCGCAGUCACACAACAUUACAGAAGGUGAAUUCAGGUCAGACGCUAAAAAAAAGGUCCAUUCCGUGCUUCGUAAACUCUUUGAUUUAUAAUAAGGUUGUGUUAAAGAUUGUGCUUUACGCUACGUUUAAAGAAAAAAAACAAAAAGGGAGCAAAUUCCUGAGCUGGAGGAGGAGUAGAAGAGACGGAGGGAUGCGGUGGAGGUGUAGACGACCUACAAACAUGCUGCUUGAGUGUUGCUUUGUCAAUUCUGUGUUUGUUUAUUGUUUGCUGUUGUUGUUGUUGACAGUCACAUUUCUAAGUUCUGUGGAGAAACGUUCCCGCCUUGCUGCUCCUCCGAUCAACGCUAAAAAUGCAAAACAGAGUCAUCCACGGUUUAAGCAACUUCUUUUUUUUUCCUUUUGUUAAGCUAAAGGAGAUUUGACUGUUUGCACAAUCAGGACUCUCCGCGUCCCGUGCGUGGACAGCUUUGACUUUGGCAGAAACUCUGGGACUCGAUUGUGGAACUCUGUCGAUGGGAGUUCCAAGUUCCCCGAACGGAAGCCCCAAAGCUUGGACCAGCGGGAUUUCAGGGGAGGGCAGGGUCUCACGCUCAAGAGGGCUUUUCUUAUUGGACGAUUGCCUUUGUCCAAUCGCGUUCCAGAUGGAUUCUGCCUGUGCCAGAUGUUGUUCACUCUUUCUACCAACAACACCACUGAUGUCUUUGUGAUAAAAUAUGAAAAUAGAUUUUUUUUUUGCUGCUUUCCUUGUGUAUAUUUUCUAAUUGAGAGUUAUAGAUUGCAAUAGUUUGGCCUUUCUCUUCCUUUUAUAUACAUACAUACAUACUGUAUAUACACAGACUUAUAUAUAUGUAUGUAUGUAGUCGCUGAUGGAAUUAUUUACAUUUUGUGAACACAAAAUAGAGCAUUUAUAGGUCAUAGUGUAUAUUAAUUUGAACAAGAUUGUUUUGUUUAGCAAGCCAUGGGGAAAAUCAGCUAUUUACGUUCUACUAAUCUAACCUAUUAAUGUUAUUGUACGAUUAAUAUUGUUGUUAUAAGAUAUUUGAAAAUGCUAUUUUUUAUUCUAUUACAGAUUUAGAGUUUUUAGACUUAAUAAGAUGGUCUUUUGGUAAAUAUUUGAUGUAUUUAGAAUGUUAUGUAUUUCAGUUAUAUUGUAAACAAAAUGUUAAUAUUGUUGAUUUGAUUACUGUAAUAAUUAUUUGUUUUGUU
This is a messenger RNA of Solea senegalensis (Senegalese sole), 4255 nucleotides long. RefSeq names its product cytochrome P450 26B1 (gene cyp26b1). The record is from RefSeq and is a predicted model, not a curated record. The transcript has 7 exons. Gene Ontology annotation, biological process: sterol metabolic process. Gene Ontology annotation, molecular function: oxidoreductase activity, acting on paired donors, with incorporation or reduction of molecular oxygen; iron ion binding; heme binding. Lineage: Eukaryota; Metazoa; Chordata; Actinopteri; Pleuronectiformes; Soleidae. Bases 408 to 1946 code for a protein of 512 amino acids.